Messenger RNA from Syzygium oleosum, 2393 nucleotides. RefSeq names its product DNA topoisomerase 2-like. Gene Ontology annotation, molecular function: ATP binding; DNA binding; DNA topoisomerase type II (double strand cut, ATP-hydrolyzing) activity. Lineage: Eukaryota; Viridiplantae; Streptophyta; Magnoliopsida; Myrtales; Myrtaceae. Gene Ontology annotation, biological process: DNA topological change; sister chromatid segregation; resolution of meiotic recombination intermediates. Gene Ontology annotation, cellular component: nucleus. The record is from RefSeq and is a predicted model, not a curated record.
UCAAUCGCCGCACCCAUGGUGCAGACGUUCCCUCUGCAGACCAGCAACAUCGCCAACACGGCGGCGGCGGCGGCGGCGGGGGGGCGGAAGGGUAAGACCAUCGAGGAGACCUACCAGAAGAAGUCCCAGCUGGAGCACAUCCUCCUCCGCCCCGACACCUACAUCGGCUCCGUCGAGAAGCACACCCAGGCGCUCUGGGUGUACGAGGGCGACGAGAUGGUGCACCGACCCGUCACCUACGUCCCCGGCCUCUACGAGAUCUUCGACGAGAUCCUCGUCAACGCCGCCGACAACAAGCAGCGCGACCCCAGGAUGGACUCCCUGAAGGUGACCAUCGACCCGGAGAGGAACCUCGUCAGCGUCUACAACAACGGGGAUGGCGUGCCCGUGGAGAUGCACCGGGAGGAGAAGGUCUACGUGCCGGAGUUGAUCUUCGGGCACUUGCUGACCAGCAGCAACUACGACGACACGGUGAAGAAGACGACGGGAGGGAGAAAUGGGUAUGGCGCUAAGCUCACGAAUAUAUUCUCGACGGAGUUUGUCAUUGAGACGGCGGACGGCAAGAAUGGCCUGAAGUACAAGCAGGUUUUCUCAAAGAACAUGGGAGUAAAAGGUGCACCUGAUAUUAAGCCUUGCAAGGCGGGCGAAAACUGGACCAAGGUCUCAUUCAAACCAGACUUGGCAAAGUUUAUUAUGUCCCACCUUGAAGAUGAUGUGGUUGCUCUGAUGAAAAAGCUCGUCGUUGACAUGGCUGGGUGUCUCGGAAAAACCGUGAAGGUCGAGCUGAAUGGGAGAAGGGUUCCUGUCAAAACAUUUGCUGAAUAUGUCGGCCUGUGUCUGAAAUCUGCCUCUAAAAAUAGACCAGAAUGCUCCCUCCCAAGGAUUGAGGAGACUGUGAAUGAGCGGUGGGAAAUCUGUGUAAGCCUAAGCGAAGGACAGUUUCAACAGGUCAGCUUUGUGAAUGAGAUAGCUACAGUUAAGGGAGGGACGCAUGUUGAUUAUGUGACCAAUCAGAUUGCCAACCAUGUUAUGAGUGUUGUGAACAAGAAGAACAAGAAUGCCAACCUCAAAGCCCAUAACGUUAAGAGUCAUUUAUGGGUUUUUGUCAAUGCCCUCAUUGACAAUCCUGCAUUUGACUCUCAAACCAAGGAAACUUUGACACUUCGUCAGAGCAGCUUCGGGUCCAAGUGUGAACUAUCUGACAAGUUCCUACAAAAAGUGGCAAAGUCUGGAAUUGUUGAGUCUCUCCUCUCAUGGGCAAAUUUCAAGCAGAGCAAAGACCUAAAGAAAACUGAUGGGUCGAAGAGAGAGAACCUCCGUGGGAUUCCCAAGCUCGAGGAUGCUAAUGACGCUGGAGGUAGAAACUCUGAUAAGUGCACCCUGAUUUUGACAGAAGGAGAUUCAGCAAAGGCCCUUGCAAUGGCUGGGCUUUCUGUUGUCGGUCGAGAUCGUUAUGGUGUGUUUCCUUUGAGAGGUAAAUUGCUCAACGUGAGGGAAGCCAGCCAUAGUCAAAUAAUGGAAAACAAAGAGAUACAAUUCAUCAAGCAGAUUCUUGGGUUGCAGCAAAAUAAGGAUUAUGACAGUGUCAAAUCGUUAAGAUAUGGUCAUUUGAUGAUAAUGACAGACCAGGAUCAUGAUGGUUCCCACAUUAAAGGCCUCUUAAUUAACUUCAUUCAUUCAUUCUGGCCAUCCUUGCUCAAAGUUCCAUCUUUCCUAGUGGAAUUUAUCACUCCCAUUGUCAAGGCUGCUCAUAAAAAUGGAAGAGAAUUAAGUUUCUAUACAAUGCCAGAAUAUGAGUCUUGGAAGGAAAGUUUGAGGGGCAAUGGAAGUGGGUGGUCAAUCAAGUACUAUAAGGGGUUGGGAACAAGCACCUCAAAAGAGGGGAAGCAAUACUUCCAAAAUCUUGAAAUGCACAAGAAGGAUUUUGUCUGGGUUGAUGACCAAGACGGAGAUGCAAUUGAGCUUGCUUUUAGCAAGAAGAAGAUCGAAGCAAGGAAGACUUGGCUUCGUCAGUUCGAGCCUGGCACUUAUCUUGAUCAGAAGGAGAAGCUCAUUAAGUACAGCGACUUUGUUAAUAAGGAGCUGAUAUUGUUUUCAAUGGCUGAUCUUCAAAGAUCAAUUCCUUCCAUGGUCGAUGGCCUCAAGCCAGGUCAAAGGAAAAUUCUUUUCUGCUCAUUUAAAAGGAAUUUCAUCAAAGAGGGCUACGAAGCUGGUAUGGCAAAGAUGUUGCUGGAGAAAGUGCAGUGUGACCAUCGCAGAAGAUGGGUGGAGGGGCUCCCUGAAAAACUAAAAUCGGGUACGUCGUCGUUUGGCCUGCUAGCAUUAGCAUGUGGAAAGUUAAAUUUUCACUGUUGAACAACAUCUUCUCCUCGUUGUCUUGCAAUUGCAGGGUA